Acinonyx jubatus (cheetah) is the source of this 3827-nucleotide messenger RNA. RefSeq names its product acyl-CoA synthetase short chain family member 1 (gene ACSS1). Gene Ontology annotation, cellular component: mitochondrion. Gene Ontology annotation, molecular function: acetyl-CoA synthetase activity; AMP binding. The coding region runs from base 83 to 2341 and encodes 752 amino acids. Lineage: Eukaryota; Metazoa; Chordata; Mammalia; Carnivora; Felidae. The transcript is spliced from 14 exons. The record is from RefSeq and is a predicted model, not a curated record.
CCCAGAGUCUGGACGGGAGCGAAGAAACGGGAGGGGGGCUGUGGCAUCGCAGUCCCGCGAGAGCAGCGGCCCUCCCUUUCGUAUGCAUGCCCCAGCGCUUCUUCCUCCGCGGACCCCUUCUCAAACGCCGGAGAAGAAAGGGUGGGACCCGCGCAGGUCCGGGAGUGAGGCAGGUCCCUACAGGACCCGGGCCCCGAGAAGUGGGUGGUGGCCGGAGGGCGGAGACGGGGCGGGGCUCGCGGAGACACCAAAGGGCGCCCCCGGCUCUCCGCAUCAGAUCCUGGCUCCAGAGUGCCUCCGGGCGUCGGGCAAGAUGGCUGCGCGCGGGCUGGGUCGCAGCUUGGGGAGACUCCUGGGCAGCCUGAGCUGGCGCUCGGGUCAGCCCGUGAGGCCGCUACGCGGGGUGAGCGCCCCCGCCGCAGCCGCAGCGCAGCCCGGCUCAUACCAGACACAGAUCGCACAGGCGGCCCGAGAGCCCGCCGCUUUCUGGGGGCAGCUGGCGCGGGACAUGCUCGUGUGGGACAUCCCCUAUCACACCGUCUGGGAUUGUGACUUCAGCAGCGGCAAGAUCGGCUGGUUCCUGGGAGGCCAGUUAAACGUGUCUGUCAACUGCUUGGAUCAGCAUGUUCGGAAGUCCCCAGAGAGCGUCGCUUUGAUCUGGGAGCGGGACGAGCCUGGAACUGAAGUGAGGAUCACCUACAGGGAACUGCUGGAGACCACGUGCCGCUUGGCCAACACGCUGAAGAGACAUGGAAUCCGUCGAGGGGACCGUGUGGCAAUCUACAUGCCUGUUUCACCACUGGCUGUGGCUGCAAUGCUGGCCUGUGCCAGGGUUGGAGCUGUCCACACGGUUGUCUUUGCUGGCUUCAGUGCAGAGUCCCUGGCUGGGAGGAUCAAUGAUGCUAAGUGCAAGGUGGUCAUCACCUUCAACCAAGGACUCCGGGGAGGACGCGUGGUGGAGCUGAAGAAGAUAGUAGAUGAAGCUGUGAAGCACUGCCCGACCAUCCAACAUGUCCUGGUGGCUCACAGGACGGACAACAAGGUCCACAUGGGGCGUCUGGACAUCCCCCUCGAGCAGGAAAUGGCCAAGGAGGACACUGUUUGUGCUCCAGAGAGCAUGAGCAGUGAGGACAUGCUCUUCCUGCUCUACACCUCGGGGAGCACCGGAACACCCAAGGGACUCGUCCACACGCAGGCGGGCUACCUGCUGUAUGCCGCUGUGACGCACAGGCUUGUGUUUGACUACCGGCCAGGCGAUGUUUUUGGCUGUGUGGCCGACAUUGGCUGGAUCACAGGACACAGCUAUGUGGUGUAUGGACCCCUCUGCAAUGGAGCGACCACUGUCCUUUUUGAGAGCACCCCAGUUUACCCUGAUGCUGGUCGAUAUUGGGAGACAGUGCAGAGGUUAAAGAUCAAUCAGUUCUAUGGGGCCCCGACGGCUGUCCGGCUAUUGUUGAAAUAUGGUGACUCCUGGGUGAAGAAGUACGACCGCUCCUCCUUGCGGACUCUGGGGUCAGUGGGAGAACCAAUCAACUAUGAGGCCUGGGAGUGGCUCCACAAGGUGGUGGGGGACUGCAGAUGCACGCUGGUGGACACCUGGUGGCAAACAGAAACGGGUGGCAUCUGCAUCGCCCCACGCCCCUCGGAAGAAGGAGCAGAAAUCCUCCCUGGCAUGGCUAUGAGACCCUUUUAUGGCAUUGUCCCAAUUCUCAUGGAUGAGAAGGGAAACGUUGUGGAGGGCGGUGAUGUCUCUGGGGCUCUGUGCCUGUCCCAGGCCUGGCCGGGCAUGGCCAGGACCAUCUAUGGAGACCACCAGAGAUUCCUGGAGGCCUACUUCAAGCCUUACCCAGGCUACUACUUCACUGGAGAUGGGGCUUACCGGACCAAGGGCGGCUACUACCAGAUCACAGGGCGGAUGGAUGACGUCAUCAACAUCAGUGGCCACAGGCUGGGGACUGCUGAGAUCGAGGACUCGAUGGCUAGCCACCCCGCUGUGGCAGAGACUGCUGUCAUUGGCUACCCCCAUGACAUCAAAGGAGAAGCUGCAUUUGCCUUUAUUGUGUUGAAGGACAAUGCAGGUGACCCAGAUUUGGUGGUGAAGGAGGUCAGGUCAGCAGUGGCCAACAAGAUUGCCAAGUAUGCGGUGCCUGAUCAGAUUCUGGUUGUGAAGCGUCUUCCAAAAACUCGGUCUGGAAAAGUCAUGCGGAGGCUCCUGAGGAAGAUAAUUACAGGAAGAGUUCAGGAUCUGGGAGAUACCACCACCUUGGAGGACCCCCAUGUCAUCAUGGAAAUCCUGAAGGUCUACCAGAAGUACAAAGACAAACAAACUGCUGCUCAGUGAUGGGCUUUGGCUGAGACCCAGUGCCCAUGCCCCUAACUGUCCUUCCAGAAUGUAGCUCUCAGAUUGGCUCAUUUCCUACUGUCCCAGAAGCAUUCCUCUCCUAGAGUGUAAUCCACACUGCCCAAAUGUGAAGUCUGUGCUAAGCCCUGCUUUCUUUCUGCUGAGGACCCAUGAAGAGAUACUAUUAGAUAUGCUUAGCAUUUGUUUCCCUUGUCCUGAAUUUGGUUUCCUGGGAUGAAAAGUCAAUGUCAUCUCCAUUUCUGUGUCACCUCCAGACAGCACAGGAAGGUGAGGUGUGCCUGCUCAGAUGACUGAGAACCAGAAGCAAUCAUAUUUUUUCCCCCAGAUGUACUAGAUACAAAAGGCAGAAAUUUUAUUUUUAUACUUUUAUAUUUUGGAAGAAUGCGCAGAUAUACACAUGUAGUGUGCAGAUUUACUUAUACACAUUCUUCGUAACAUUUAGAGUUAUGAAAAUAUCCUUUUGUGCCUUUGCUCAUGGGGAAAUGUGGAGAGGGUCAGAGGAUGCCUUUUUAAUGUUGGCAUUCUGGGAAUCUGAAUUUGAAAUGUUUGUACCUCUGUCUAAAUAUAGCUAUCUUGAGAACUUUCAAGCUUGUAGCAUCCUUGUUUUGGUGUAUAUUUCUAUUUACCCUGUCUUAUGUAUAAUGAAAUCUAACUUCUAAAAGUGAUGGUGUGAACGUGCUCCAAUUUUAGUUCUAGAACCACUCAUAUAUUCUGUUUCUCCAAGCUGUGAUGUGGAAAGAUUCCCCUUUCCACCUCAAAUGCCUCUUGGUAGAAGGUCAGCAUGCUCCAAAUAUGUACGGAUGUUCGGGGAAGCCCAUGAAAACUCAGGUGACUUGUUUGGCCAGGACUGGAUCCUUGAAAACUGCCUAUCCUUCAUUCUGUGGUUGGUGUGGGAAGAACCACAGAGGUCCAAGGAUGAGACUUAGAACUCUGAAUCAGGUGUCUCUCUUUUUCUUAAGAAUGCCUUAAGCCAUCUGAACAUUAGCAAGAUGACAUAAACCUUUAGGUUUGCAAAGUGUUUAUUAGCCAAGCACAAGAGGGCCAGUGGCGUGGAACACAGGUGAAGGCAGCCUGCUGAGCUGGGUCCUUGGAAACAGGGAAAGGUUGUUCUUAUCUUUACCCCACAUUAUAUGUGCCUUGCAGCUGUGUAGGUGUUCAAGGGGUGUCUGGGGAACUGAACACCUACUGUGGGUCAUAGUUGUGCUGGCUUCUCUCUGAUUAGGCAAGUAUGCCUGUGACACCAACAGGGUGGCCACUGGCUGUGGCCCACAGAAAUAGAGUGAUGGUCUGUUCUCUGUUGCUAAGUAACAAGCAGCGCUUAGCAACAGAGAACCAUGCACUUGGACCUGUCACAUGUGUGGUGGACUUGGCAGACUGUAGGUAUGGUGCUAUUUAUGAAAUGGCUGGGGUAUAAACUCGGACAGUGAGCAGGAUAGUUAAAAUAAAGUUUAUUUUGUUCAUUCUC